Molecule: messenger RNA, 1619 nt
Organism: Belonocnema kinseyi
Lineage: Eukaryota; Metazoa; Arthropoda; Insecta; Hymenoptera; Cynipidae
Gene: Rpn13
Product: proteasomal ubiquitin receptor ADRM1
Exons: 5
Coding region: 112-1335 (407 amino acids)
Biological process (GO): ubiquitin-dependent protein catabolic process
Cellular component (GO): cytoplasm; nucleus; proteasome regulatory particle, lid subcomplex
Molecular function (GO): proteasome binding; ubiquitin binding; endopeptidase activator activity
Source: RefSeq, a predicted model, not a curated record
UCGCAUUCGCCUUGUCAUUGCUUGUCAUCCCUGAAUGCUGUUCGUAAGAAUCAAAAAAAUUUGUCAAAAUUUAAGAGGCUAUUUGAUAAGUGUUUUUUAUCUUGUGUAAAAAUGUCGAGCGGUGCACUUUUUGGUAGUAAUGUUGCUCGCGGGUCUAGCAAAAACCUUGUGGAAUUUAAGGCAGGAAAAAUGACACUCAAGAGCAACAAGGUUUUUCCAGAUAAUAGGAAAGGACAGCUUUAUGUGUACCAGUCAGAUGAUUCUUUGAUGCAUUUUUGUUGGAAGGACAGAACUUCCGGAGUUGUCGAAGACGAUUUGAUAAUCUUCCCCGACGACUGUGAGUUCAAACUCGUUCCUCAGUGCACCACAGGUAGAGUCUACCUCCUAAAGUUCAAAUCAUCCAGUAGAAGAUUCUUCUUCUGGCUGCAGGAUCUGAAGACUGACAAGGAUGAAGAGCACUGUCGAAAGAUCAACGAAGUUCUCAACAAUCCUCCAACCCCCGGUUCUCAAAGAAGUGGAGGUGCGAACCCAGAGGGCGAUUUACAAAAUCUCCUGAACAAUAUGUCACAGCAACAGUUGAUUCAGCUUUUUGGAGGUGUUGGACAAAUGGGGGGUCUUGGAAGCUUGUUGGGGACCAUGAGUAGGCCACAUGGAAGUGCUCGAACGACAACGACGACCUCCUCGGCGCCAGUCGCGACGACCGUCGCUAGACCACCUGCUGCUCAAACUCCUGCACCUAUCGCCUCUGCGGGAGCGACUACGACUGAAGCAUCAAAAUCUACCGGCGGAAGCAAAUCUUCAGCCAAAACAACAACACCAGCUUCUGGAACCGAGGAUGAUGCAAGAAAUCCCAUUAGAGUCAGCGAUUUAGCCCAGUACCUUUCUGGAAUACCAAAGCCUUCUGGGGAACGAACUGAUCAGAGGGGCGUAGCAAGUGAAAUGACCACUUCCAUCCCAGCAGCGAUCGCGUUGACCGAGAACCUGGAACUCGAAAUGAAAGCGCACUUGCCACCCGGGGACAACCUCUGUACCACGCUAUCGUCUCCCCAGUUCUCCCAGGCGCUAUCAAUGUUCUGGUCUGCUUUGCAGUCGGGCCAGGCUGGCCCAGUCAUCCGUCAGUUUGGCCUGGGAGCUGAGGCCGUCACCGCAGCUGCCAACGGGAACCUCGAGGAGUUCGUCAGCGCCCUGGAGUUCGAGACCAAGGGAGGACAGUCAUCGGGACAGAGCGAUCAGGGACAGGAAGACCCCACCAAGACCAAGAAACCGUCCCCGUCGGGGGGCGGCGGAUCCACAGAUAAAAAGGAUGAGGACGAUGAGGGCAUGUGUCUCGAUUAGGCAGAUUCAUUGCCCGGUUUUUAUCAAAGAACUAUUUCUGUCACGAGUAAUGUGCUCUGGAUAUACUGGUAACUUGAAAUGUUACUAAUAAUGCUUCACUACGACUUACUUGUGUAUCUCUUUGCAAUAUUCAUAAGAAAUGAUAGAGUGUAAGCUACUCAUUAUGUAAUAAAAUUGUUUCGUUGAAAGGUGAUUGCCGUCUUUUGACUUGAGAAAUUUCAAGUUCAAUCUUUAUCUUGUAUUUAAAGUCACUUUUUGAGAAUUAAAUAUUAUAGUCUUUGGAA